Molecule: messenger RNA, 378 nt
Organism: Moneuplotes crassus
Lineage: Eukaryota; Ciliophora; Spirotrichea; Euplotida; Euplotidae
Source: the annotation of a GenBank genome assembly
UAAAUUUUCAACCAAUUUUAAAACAUAAAUGGAUAAAGCUACAGCUAGACAGAUUAAAAUCAAGACUGGUGUACUUAAGAGAUCAGUCAAGGACUACUCCUACUACCAGGAAGAAGCUAAGAAGGAAGAAGAGAAGUUGGACAAGCUCAAAGAAGAUGAAGCUGAAGAGCACGAUAUCACCCAGCAAACCAAUGUUAUGCAGGAGUCAUUGGAUAUGCUUCCCCACUGCAAAGCCAAGAUUGAGUCAGCACUAGAAGACCUUAAGGGAGUAAUUGCUGAUCAUGAAGAUACCGACGAAUUCAAAGAUAGUGAAGAAGGCCAAACCGCGGUUGGACUAAUCACAGAAGCCUCUGCUUUCCUCGAAGGUUUGUAAGAGUU